This is a messenger RNA of Mycosarcoma maydis (corn smut), 1128 nucleotides long. RefSeq lists its product as uncharacterized. The transcript has a single exon. The record is from RefSeq and is a predicted model, not a curated record. Gene Ontology annotation, molecular function: nucleic acid binding; 3'-5' exonuclease activity. Gene Ontology annotation, biological process: rRNA processing; ribosomal large subunit assembly. The coding region runs from base 1 to 1128 and encodes 375 amino acids. Gene Ontology annotation, cellular component: nucleus. Lineage: Eukaryota; Fungi; Basidiomycota; Ustilaginomycetes; Ustilaginales.
AUGAAGUCAGCCGCGAGCAGCAGCUCUUCGAGUGCGGGGAGCAAUUGGAAGGCGCUAAAAAAGACGCUCGGCUCGGACGCUUCGUCUUCCUCCGCGUCGUCCUCGACCAACAAUCGUCGAAAGCUAUCAACGAGCGAAUCGACCAAACCAAAACGGACGAGACUCGAUGCCAAAGAGAAGGAUGCUGAAGGCAGCAAAUCCUGCAGCCCUGCACCUACAUCGUUGCCUUGGUUUGCCGAGGAUAUCUCCCCACAGGACCUUGAGCUGGUUCGAGAGAGUGCAUCGGGCAAGAUGGCGCGCAGCGGCGAGUGGGAAGGCAUCGUGGACGCUAAGCUCAAGAAGCAGAUCAUCCUAGGUGGGCUGCCAUCGGAUGCGUCGUCGGCCAAGAAGGAGCCGGGCAAUUAUCUCGCGAUUGAUUGCGAGAUGGUGGGCGUAGGCGACAAGGGCUCGGAAUCUAUCCUUGCGCGUGUGUCGAUUGUCAACUUCCACGGCGCUACGAUCUACGACCAAUUCGUCAGACCGCAAGAGAAAGUGACCGACUAUCGUACGUGGGUGUCGGGAGUUCGGCCAAAGGACCUCAAAGGCGCACCGUCGUUCAGCCAAGUUCAAGGCGAAGUGGCCAACUUGAUCAAAGGCAAGGUGUUGGUGGGACACGCGAUCCAGAACGAUUUGAAAGCGCUGCUGCUGUCGCACCCGAAAGUGCUAAUCCGUGACACGGCGACGUUUCAACCGCUGCGUGAUCUGGCCAAGACCAAGUAUCCCAGCCUCAAGAAGCUCGCCAAGCUCGUUCUGGGCAUCGACAUCCAGCUCGAGGGCGAAUCGCAUUCGUCGGUGGAAGAUGCGCGUGCAACGAUGGCCGUAUUCCGCAGUCAAAAGCCCAAGUGGGAUGAGAUGCUUCGCUCUCAAAACAAAGGCGGUAGAGGAUCGCUAGCUCGGCUUGCUUCGCGUUCGUCUGCCGCCAACAAAGUCUGGAAGGCCCCGGCGAACGGACAAGCUGUGGACGCUGCUUCACCCGCGCUCGACAAAAGGAGCAUGUUGGCUUUUACUAGCGCAAGCGCAGUGCACGACACGGUGCGAUUGAAACCUCGCAUGGCCGCAAAAGCCGACUGGUGGAAGGAGUCCAUGUGA